GACAUUUUAAGUUUAGUGAGAAGUUAUUAAAACCUUUUUUUGAAACUGCUUUUUCACGGGACGCGUAGAUGUUUAAUUCUGACUCUAAUACAUUAUCAUUCAUCUGAAACGUUUGGUGUACUUUUUAUGAUGAAUCAAACCCAUCAGUCAGUGAAUUAGUGAAAAAAUCCGUUAAAAUAACAGUAGCUUGAUGAAGCAGUAACUAACAGUCCUGCAGGAAAACGUUCCAACAGUUGAACGGUUUCCAGAGCAGCGAUCAGACUAUAAAGACUACAAACAUGGACGAACACCGUUCCCUCCCUGAUUCCAUCAACCCCAAUUAUUUUCCAGCGAAACUCUGGAGUCUGGUGAACGACCCGGGAAAUGAAGCCGUCUGCUGGGACAGCAGCGGCCAGAUAAUCAUCAUCAACCAGCAGCUCCUGGAGAGCCAGGUCCUGGCGUCCGGAGCCGCCCCCUACGCCGGCGCCUUCAAGACCACCAACUUCUCCAGCUUCGUCCGCCAGCUCAACCUGUACGGCUUCAGGAAGGUGGAUCCCAUGAGCCACGUGAAGCAGCAGGAGAGCGCCUUCUGUCAUUAUUUUUACAGCGCAAACUUUCAGCAAAACCGACCGGACCUGGUUGCGAGUCUCAGGAGGUUCACUGUGGGGAAUAAAGCCAAGCUCCACGCCGGCGUGGAAGUGAAGACCCGGCUUCCCAGUCGACCUGGAGUGCGGGGAGGAGGUCAGCACGUGACCAAAGAAAGCCUGUCCCUGCUCAGAUCCGCCCAGCAGCUCCUGACCUUCUCACACAAUUCUAGUCCAAGCCCGCCGCCCAAACAAUACAGCGGAACGCCGAUGCCACCAAAGUGCAUGAAAAGGGUUUACUCUGCAGGUCUCUCCUCACCAGCUGACGCUGCAGGGACCUUGAACCCCUCCUGCACAGGUGUGCCUUCACCUGGCAAACUCCUGCACCAUCAUCAGGGUUUACUGACUCCAGCAAACCAUGCUGGGAAUGGCCUUUAUCAACCUGGUUACUAUCGGCCAGUUUGCCGCUGCUGCCACCCAGUCACCUCACCCCAAAUACUGGGUCUUCAAACUGGGUUGUACUCCCCAAAAAACUAUUACCAGGCUGGGUUUCCUGUAAAGAAAGCAAACACCAAAGGUUUAGAAGAAAAGGAGAACCAGGACGCAAAGAUCUGUGACGUUAACUUGGACAAAGUUUUCCAAAUUGCAGAUGAGGUGAUGCAGUCUUUCCCCAGCCCUCGUCUGGCUCCGGUUAAGACCCCUGUUGUUGUUUUGGCCCCUUCCUCCACCACAACAGCUGCUUUAGCAGCAAAUGCAUCCAGCAGCUCUGUGUUCAAACAGGAGGAAGCGUCUCCGCCCUCCCGCCUUCAGCAAACACCCAAGAGCGAGGAGGUUUUUCAGGCUCUCGCUGGUCCUGCACCAGAAGAAGAAACCAUAAACGUUGAGGUUUGCAACUCUUGAAGUAACUGCAUUUCUUUGGUGACAUCCUAUCCCAUCUCCUGUUUAGAUCACAGCUUAUUGAUUAAUUUUGGCUCAACAAUUUGAUUGGAGUUUUCCUAUGACUUCACUUUUAUGCAUAAUUACAUCAGUCUGUUUCUACAUAUUUAUUAUUUGUUUAUUUCUCCCACAAAGUUGUUACACUCUGUUCCAAAUGCACAUUAAUGGUUGUGUAAAUUCAUCUCAAUGGCACAUUUUUAAGCUGUAUUUUCUCAUUUUAAUCUUCUUGCAGUUUAAAAAUGAAUUGUAAUUAGUUUCAAAAGGUGAUUUGUUGGAUGUUAUAGUUUGUGAAAAUAUUGUUCCUCUACGAAUUGUUUUCCUUGAGGUUUAUCAUUUCGCCUCCGGAUUUGAUAACUAUUAUAAAACAUGUUGAAAUGAUUUGAAAAUAAAACGUAAAAUACA
Messenger RNA from Oryzias latipes (Japanese medaka), 1901 nucleotides. RefSeq names its product heat shock transcription factor family member 5 (gene hsf5). Gene Ontology annotation, molecular function: sequence-specific DNA binding; DNA-binding transcription factor activity. NCBI's taxonomy places the organism in Eukaryota, Metazoa, Chordata, Actinopteri, Beloniformes, Adrianichthyidae. Gene Ontology annotation, biological process: regulation of DNA-templated transcription. The record is from RefSeq and is a predicted model, not a curated record.